AUGAAAGGAAUAAAGCUGCAGAGUUUACCAUUUUUUUAUAGGAAACACAGGCGACAUCGUAACCAGUUAGAAGCAAGCGAUGAAAUCGUGGCUCAAGGCGAUCAAAACAUUGCUCAUCGUCAAUCAGAAGUACGAAGCGAAAUCGAUAUGGAAAGUGCGGUGGCGACGCGUUGCACCCUGCAGCUGAAUCCGUCUGACUCCCGCUCGUCGAAUUGUAUUUCGGAAGAACUCCAAGACGAAGAACAACAAUAUCAAGUAUUGUCGAACUCAGAGUUGCCCGAUCAAUGGUCGAAUGGUUCUAAUCAAUCAAUGAACACGACGCGAAAUAGAACGCUUACAAAACCAGUCAGUGCAACCUUGAUCAACACAGGAAAAGGAUCACAAGCUUCCAGUGAGGAUACAGCAAAUGGAGCAUCUGAUUCAGCUUUCGUCGACGACAACUCAAAUUUGCCAACGCUAGACGGAUCGAUGGCCAUCUCAGGCAAACAGAAUGUGGUCCAAUCGUCGAUGAGUCGAAUUCCUAUAGCCGCUGAUACUCCGAUAGCUAACUCGAUGAAAUCACUCAAGAUUAUCUUUCCAUCAACGUCUCAAGCCAAAUACGAGCCCAUGUUUCUUCUGGAGAAAAUUGCUUUUAUCUACAUUGAAUUAGUGGUCAAGCGCGGAUAUAAAGCAAUGACUAAUUGGCCAUUUCGUAACUUGGCUAGGUAG
Molecule: messenger RNA, 708 nt
Organism: Didymodactylos carnosus
Lineage: Eukaryota; Metazoa; Rotifera; Eurotatoria; Philodinida; Philodinidae
Source: the annotation of a GenBank genome assembly